Dicentrarchus labrax (European seabass) is the source of this 2554-nucleotide messenger RNA. Its product is annotated as phospholipase B1, membrane-associated-like. The transcript has 17 exons. Gene Ontology annotation, molecular function: phosphatidylcholine lysophospholipase A1 activity; A2-type glycerophospholipase activity; retinyl-palmitate esterase activity. NCBI's taxonomy places the organism in Eukaryota, Metazoa, Chordata, Actinopteri, Moronidae. Gene Ontology annotation, cellular component: brush border membrane. The record is from RefSeq and is a predicted model, not a curated record. Bases 364 to 1569 code for a protein of 401 amino acids. Gene Ontology annotation, biological process: phospholipid metabolic process.
UAGAUACUUAAUAGACUUUUUAUUUUGCAAAUUUGGUGUAAAAACAUGAAGUGCUGAGAUUUCAGCCUUCUGUGUAUAUUUCUUUACGUUUUCUUACACCCCUUAAAAUCAACAAGGCCUCACGACCCUGUGAAGCUCUGACUAUCUCUAGUUGGGAACCACUGAUUCAGAUGUCUAAAAACCUUGACGUAGGAUAUAUGAUAUGAUAUGGACUUUAAGAAAUGUGCACUAUAAGUGAAUUCAUCCAGAAGAUUUUGUUGUACACUACGAUAAAUUGGGGGAAAUGGAUCUCAGAUCUUACAGAUUUUAGUUUUUUUCCCAACAAAUUAAGCUCUAAAACGAAGCACGGAGAUCGUCCUGGCUAUGGUUAGAUGGCUAUGCGAGACUGCACACAGCUACACAUUAAGGGAAGAAGAUGAAAGAAUCAACCAGGAGGUCUUUGGAACAGAUUCUCUGCAGCGUCGUCUUCAUCCUCCGUUCAGCUGCCCCGAUAUGAGUCCGUCUCCCACCGUCCCCUCCUCAGUUGAAUAUGUCAAAGCUGCAGACGUCAAAGUCAUCGCCGCGCUGGGAGACUCUUUAACUACAGCUAUUGGUGCCAACGGUUCUAACAUUUUAGCGAUACCUUUCGAAUUUCGCCAAGUUUCCUGGAGCAUCGGAGGAUAUGGAACUUAUCAAAAUGUCAUAACACUGGCAAAUAUUUUAAAACUCUUCAAUCCCAAACUGCUGGGUCCAGCACCCGUGAUGACCUUCCACGGCAGCCCGACGACCGUCAACGAGACCGGCUUCAACUUCGCCAUCACGGGCCACAACACGCUAAACGUGUCAGAUCAGAUAAGAACCAUGAUAGACACGUUCAAGUCUUACCCGGGUCUAAACUUCCAAGAGGACUGGAAGGUGGUGACGAUGCUGAUCGGCAUGAACGACAUCUGUGAUUACUGUAAAGACAAAACGCUGUUCUCCCCCGACAACUUCAUUCACCACAUGACAGAAGCUUUAGACCUGAUGAUGAACGAGAUCCCCAGGAUGAUCGUCAACGUGGUGCAGAUUCUUUCCAUGAAGCCUCUCAGAGAUGUUCAGAGGCCGACCCUCGGCUGUCAGCUUCAAAAGAGUUUCUGCUCUUGCCUCGUUCAACCUGAAGAAAACUCCACUGAGCUGGAGGAGCUGGUCGAGAUUAACCACGAGUUCCAGAGAAGAUUAGAGAAGCUACUGCACAGCGACCGUUUCUUCAAAAAGGACUUUGCUGUUGUUCUGCAGCCUUAUUUGGAGAAUGCAAGACCACCAACACUUCCUAACGGGACGAUUGACUUGAGCUUCUUCACAGCAGAUUGUUUCCACUUCACUGUUAAAGGUCACGAGGAGCUGGCAAAGGGACUGUGGAACAACAUGUUCCAGCCUGAGGGAGAGAAAGAGAUGAUACAGACACUUUCAGAGCCAAUAAAACUCAUCUGCCCCACGAAGGAGCAUCCGUACAUCUACACCAAACCUCGACUCAAAUCGUCUUCACCGACGCUGAAACAUUUCUCCAUGAACGCGCUGAUGUCUCUGCUUGCUGUGAUUCAUUACCUGUAGCUCGUACACCCCCUGGAUUUAUUCCCGCUGGAGCCACCAAAACCUUCUCAGGAAGGUUUAACUUGCUUUGUGUGAAAGACUUCCAACAUAUGGAGAUUGAUUGAUCAGCUGAUGACGUAAUCAAUCAACAGACCAGUUUAUAAUGGUCUGCUGAUAAAUACACAUUUUCCCUGGUGCCUAGUCGUUCAUGGACUUCAGUUAGCGAGUCUGAAAGAGCUCUUCUGUUUCUGAGCGGAAGAACACAAAUAUUAAGCUCAGGUUGUGUCCCAAUAUGUCUUGAUAAUGUCUGCACUGGGAGAUAACAGCUGUGGUUAACUGAUCUGAAUAUUCUGUGGUCUGAGUUGGAUAAACCUGUUGAGGUAGAUCACUUAGUGACAUGAACAAUAGCUUAACUACUAAUUACUGACAGAUAAUCCACCAUUACAGCAUCAUUUCAGUAAAACGUAGAAGAGAUUAUCUCUUUUUACUAAAUAUCAUGAUCAUAAAAUACUUUAAUUCAUUUGAUUGCAGUGGCUUUUAACUACUGUAUGUCUUAUUUUAUUAAAAUAAAUCCCUCUACAUGAGGCCAGACUUAAGCUGAGGACAUUUUCUUGCAGUUGUAUCUACUUAUGUAUUAUUUUACUUAUAUUUCUGUCAGAGAUUAAAUGACAGCAGCCAUAAUAAACAAAUAUAAUUGAUCAUUUAAUACAAAGACAAUCAUAAGAGAUGAAAAACAAGACCAACUAACAGGCAAUAUGUAUGAAAUUAAACCUUAAAACUGUCAAAAAGUCAUACUAAUAUCACAUCAUUACAUAUAUAUAUACAAAUUCAUAAUUUAAGUCAUUUAUAUAGUAAAAAUACACCAGCAGACUGACUUUGGUUAGUCAUCUUUCUCAUAUCUGUUGACAGUAUACACUUCCAUACUGUAAACAUAUGCUCUGGUACCUAAAUGUCAGUGUAAACUCAGUCUUGUACCACAGAUACAAAUAAACAUUAUGCAAAAGUC